GAACAUCCCUUAGUAAUUUGUUUUCAUCGCAUAAUCAUGAUCACGGUGCAUGCACUCUCUACCAGCAAACCCUAAUUUUGUCCGAUCCCAAUGAAGAACAGCAGAACUGCCAGUGCCAGAUCAUCUUCAUCCGCCAUUGCCGCACCAUGUAUUAAAGCUGUUCUUUUCCUGUCUUUCUCCGUCGUUCUAAUCACUCUAUUCAUCAAUUAUGCCUCUUCCUCGAACAACCCUUCCCUCUUUUCUCUUCCGCCAUCGCUGCCAUUGCCAUGGCACAACGACCGCCGGGAACCUCCCCCUUCCUCCUUCUCCGGCAGCCACACGGAGUCGCCUCCGCCGGAAAAUUCCAAGACCGCCUUGUACCCCACGUUCACUAAUCCGAAGAUGCAGCGGGCGGUGGCGAAUCUGGUGAAUGAAUUGAAGGAAGAAAGCCUGUCGAGAAUCGGGAAGAACAGGGACGAGAAAAUAGCGAUGGUCGAAGCAGGGCUCGCAAAGGCAAGAGCGCUAAUUAAAAACGCGAUUUUUAAAAGUCGCGUUUCUCCCCCGCCGCUCUCACCGGACAGCGAUUAUGUCCCUCAAGGACAAGUUUAUCGCAAUCCCUACGCCUUUCAAAAGAGUUUCAUGAUGAUGGAAAGCAUGUUCAAGAUUUACGUGUACGAGGAAGGGGAGCUCCCUAUGUUCCAUAACGGUCCAACCUCGGACAUAUAUACUAGUGAAGGAAUUUUCAUUGGAUUGUUCGAAUCGGACACUCGAUUUCGAACUCAAGAUCCCGACAGGGCUCAUGUCUAUUUCCUACCUUUCAGCGUUUCCAUGAUCCUCCAGCAUUUGUUCGAUCCGGCCGUGCGCGACAAGGGCGUGCUCGAUCAUGUUAUAACCGAUUAUGUUCGUGUAAUUUCGAACAAGUAUCCUUAUUGGAACCGUAGCCUCGGAGCCGAUCAUUUCAUGCUCGCUUGCCAUGAUUGGGGUCCUCGAGCAACAUGGUACAACCAUCACUUGUACUUCACAUCGAUGCGCGCCUUAUGCAACGCCAACACGUCCGAGUUCUUCAACCCAAGAAAAGACUUGUCAAUCCCGGAGCUUGAUCUCAAAGAAGGGCUCCUAACUCAAGUUAAACCUAAUCAAGAACCUUCCAACCGCAAGAUCCUAGCAUUCUUCGCGGGAGGAGUACACGGCCCUAUAAGGGGGGCGCUCUUCCACCAUUGGAAAGACAAGGACAAAGACAUCAUCGUAGUAAACAAAGUUCCUGAGAACUCAUCCUUGUCCUACCAAGAAUUCAUGCACCAUAGCAAGUUCUGUCUUUGCCCGAGCGGGUACCAAGUUGCUAGCCAGCGCGUCGUGGAGGCUAUUUAUGCAGGAUGUGUCCCGGUUCUGAUCAACAAGGACUUUGUUCCACCGUUUAGCGAUGUCCUAGAUUGGGACAAGCUCUCGGUGAACGUCGCGGUGCGCGACUUGCCGGAGCUGAAGAGGAUUUUGGAGGGCAUAGGCGAGGAAGAGUACGAGGCUUUAAGACAAGGAGUGGGACAAGUGCAAAGACACUUUGUUGUGAACAAUCCACCUAAGAGAUACGAUGUGUUUCAUAUGGUAGUUCAUUCUCUUUGGUUGAGAAGAUUGAAUCUUAGAAUCAAUUCUUGA
Andrographis paniculata is the source of this 1629-nucleotide messenger RNA. Its product is annotated as probable glycosyltransferase At3g07620. The coding region runs from base 91 to 1629 and encodes 512 amino acids. Gene Ontology annotation, molecular function: glycosyltransferase activity. The record is from RefSeq and is a predicted model, not a curated record. The transcript has 4 exons. Lineage: Eukaryota; Viridiplantae; Streptophyta; Magnoliopsida; Lamiales; Acanthaceae.